CUGCCGUGCCCGGAGUGUUGUCCACAGGCCAAAUUAGCCCCAUCUCUACUGAUCAUGGUCAACAGGACAUUAAACUAUUGGGAUUCUGAUUUUGAGGAUGAGGUCAUCAACAUCAAUGUUGGGGGCCUGAGAAGGAGACUCAGUUCAAGUGCCCUCUCCAAAUUUCCUGACACUCGGCUUGGGCGCUUGCUUUCCUGUGACUCUGAAGAGUCUAUCCUACAGCUGUGUGAUGAUUAUGAUGUGAGUGCCAGGGAAUUCUACUUUGAUCGGAAUCCUGGCUUCUUCCUAUAUGUGCUCCAUUUUUACCAGACUGGCAAGCUGCAUGUUAUGGAGGAACUGUGUGUCUUCUCCUUUUGCCAAGAAAUAGAAUACUGGGGCAUUAAUGAAUUCUUUCUGGAUUCCUGCUGCAGCUAUCGCUAUCAUGAACGGAAACUGGAGGGCCAUCAUCACAACUGGGAUGAGGAGAGUGAGGUCAGUAGUGUGGAUACAUCCCCAGAUGAGAUCUUAGAUUUCAAUCAUGACCUGCUUCGUUAUAGUACGCUGCGCUGUGGCAAUCUGCGCAAGCGCCUUUGGCUCACCAUGGAAAAUCCAGGAUACUCCAUCCCAAGCAAACUCUUCAGCUUUGUGUCUAUCAGUGUUGUGCUGGUUUCCAUAGCCACCAUGUGUAUUCACAGCAUGCCAGAGUACCAGCAGUUUGAUGAGGAGGGCAAGUUGAAGGAUGACUCUGUGUUGCAAAACCUGGAGUAUUUCUGCAUCUCCUGGUUCACAUUUGAAGUUACUGCCCGCCUGCUGUUGGCUCCAAACCUGAGGAAGUUUUUCAAGCAUCCCCUCAAUCUGAUUGACAUUAUCUCAGUGUUGCCUUUCUAUUUCACCCUUUGGGUAGAUGUGACCAUGAAGAGAGACUCAGAACUGGGAAAUUUGGGUAAGGUGGUGCAAGUGUUUCGUCUCAUGAGAAUAUUCCGGGUGCUGAAGCUGGCAAGGCAUUCAACAGGCCUGAGGUCUUUAGGAGCCACCUUGAAGCAUAGCUACAGAGAAGUGGGAAUUCUUCUCCUAUACUUGGCUGUUGGGGUGUCUGUUUUCUCUGGAAUAGCCUACACUGCAGAAAAGGAGGAAGAUGUUGGUUUUGACACAAUUCCCGCUUGCUGGUGGUGGGGGACAGUUAGCAUGACAACUGUAGGUUAUGGGGAUGUGGUACCAGUGACUGUCGCUGGCAAGCUGGCAGCUUCUGGUUGCAUCCUAGGUGGGAUUUUGGUUGUGGCACUGCCAAUCACUAUAAUCUUCAAUAAGUUCUCCCAUUUCUACCGCCGGCAAAAGGCCCUUGAAGCUGCCGUGCGGAAUAGUGACAAGAAGGAACCAGAGGACUCUGAGAAUUAUACAAGUCAAGAAUCUGAUGCUUUCAGUGAAGUUUACCAGAGAGAUGAAGAUCUCACCCGGAAGAUCCUUCCAGUCUAUUGAAUGAUUGGGAAUUGAAGACUUACCUCGUGUCAGAAAAAAGGCAAAUUGUUAGCACGAUGAUCAACAAAACCAUUACCUAUGCCAUCAUGGAUUCAUUCAUUAAAGUGGCCUGUUCCAAAACCAUGUACAAGGUAACCUCUUCCUGAGCCGAUGCAGAAUAUGCACUGACCUUAUGCAUCUGGAUUUUCAAUAUUCUUCCAAGCCAGUAUAUGUUGCAACUAAUUCAAACCCCAGUCUGCCAAGGGACAUCUGGAGCAAAGUGGACAAAAUAGUUCAAGAUUCCAUCUGUAUCCCAAUCCUUCAAAGCAACAAAAGAAGGCAGAUUCAUGAAUACAAGCAUUUCUGUGUGAGUAUUGUACUGGCAGUAAUACUCGUAGCAUCCCACUGGUGUAAU
Molecule: messenger RNA, 1849 nt
Organism: Python bivittatus (Burmese python)
Lineage: Eukaryota; Metazoa; Chordata; Lepidosauria; Squamata; Pythonidae
Gene: KCNS1
Product: potassium voltage-gated channel modifier subfamily S member 1
Biological process (GO): protein homooligomerization; action potential; potassium ion transmembrane transport
Cellular component (GO): membrane; voltage-gated potassium channel complex
Molecular function (GO): delayed rectifier potassium channel activity; protein binding
Source: RefSeq, a predicted model, not a curated record